UUCACCUUGCUUGGAAUGAUGGGAAUCGUAGUUCUCAAUGCUCCAAUACUUCCUGCCGAAAGGAGGAAAAGCUAACUAUUUGGGUUCAUAAGUUUAAAGUUGUUCUGCUCGGAUAUUUGUGUCUCAUCGAAGGCAAAGACGUGACAACCCAACGAGAUGUCCCUAGUAAUUCCACACAGAGAGGUACGACCAGUCACAGCUGUUGCCUGGACUUCCAAUACCAGCACUUGUCCCAAAGAUUUCACACUGAUAAGCUUAACAGAAGAUGGAGCCGCGGCCAAUUUUACACGUAGCUUUGCAAUGAAGUCUGGCUACUAUCUUUGUUACAGCAAGGAUUUAACUGGUGGCAUGGUGGUGUCAGAUGUUCAAAUUAUUUCAGAUAAGGACUCAAUUCCUCAUGGGUACUGUUACAUCGCAGAGCAUCUUGAACCAAAGGCCACUGUGUCUAAGAAGAAGCGGGUCUGUGUGCGUCUUGUCCCCAUAGGCAGUGUGGACACAGCUGUCUUGGACAUUAAACUGACCGCGAAAAGCAAAAUGAUGUUACAGCACUACACAUAUGUGGGGGAUGUCCAUGGUUAUGUUUUGUGGUGCAAAAAAGGGCCUUUUUCAUGCCCAGUGCCCCAAGCCAAACCUAGAAGAGUCAGCCUAGACAUUCAAAAACUCUCCCUAGACCAACCAGCUCCUCCUUUGCCUCUCAAACCCAGUAACCCCCCUCCGCUGCCUCCUGGAAGACUGAGUCACAGACGACACCACCUCAAUGUGAAAGAUGAGAUCGACAAACCAGUGGACGGCAGCCUCCAGGGAAUAACAGCAUUGGAUGGAGUCCCCUUCAGUCUACAUCCAAAGUUUGAUGUUCCAGCCAAUGGCAACGGUCCUAACCUGAACGCUCAAUUAAACAACAUUCGUAUAAAGUCCAUUCAGGACAUUGAAAAUGAGUAUAACUACACAUUUACAGUUGAAGAAAAUGCCACAAAGAAAACCAAGCCUUCAGCUUCAUAGAAAUAUUUGCUGUCUCAUACAUUCAGGUACUUGUGGAAUCCUUCCUGGUUCCACAUUUAAAAGCUUUGUAUGUGUAUAUCAAGAAUUUUUGAUAAUCAGUGUAUUUCUAAAGUGAAUGAAAUACUCUGGGUCUUUUGGGGUUGCAUUAGUAUUUUUAAACUUAUUAUAUUGCAUUUAUCCAGAUCAAUAUGGACCAAAUUAGGUGUACAAUUUACUGUAUUUUUAUAUUGAAUAGAGAAACACUUCAGGUUGAUAUUGGUUUUGAUCUAAGCCAUGUGUGCUUUUGCGAGUUUAAAUGGUGCAUUUCCUAUAACGGACAAUAAAUCAAAUGUUACUCUACUCAUUAUCCCAUCAAAAGGGGUUGCUAACUUAUGUGUUUUGCAAUAUACUUUAUUAUUUUUAUUAAGUGGUGAUUUAUUUGAAAUGUAUGAACUUGCUGCUUUUUAAGGGUCAAGGAUGUUUCACUUCCUCUACAUGCGAUACAGAAAUGAGAAAAUGAUGUAAUAAUUUAUGAUUCAUUUAGCUGGCAUAAUUGUGUAUUUGAGUACAAUUUGUGUUAUUAAUAAUCACCAUAAUUAACCAAAUAAAACAACUGUAUUAAAAUAUAUAAAUGAACUAAUUAAAUGGGGCCUAUUUAAAUACCUAUAAUAUCUUAAUUUAUUAACGUUCCUGUAAAUUCUAUGGGGAAGACUUUAAUCGUAUCUUAAUGUUAUCAAUGUGUUAUAUAUUUUUUAUGUAAGCUUUUAAUGCAUGAUGAGAAAAUAAAGGUAUCUGUUCCUAUUA
Boleophthalmus pectinirostris (great blue-spotted mudskipper) is the source of this 1782-nucleotide messenger RNA. It is a transcript of the gene mvb12a, whose product is annotated as multivesicular body subunit 12A. Gene Ontology annotation, cellular component: ESCRT I complex; cytosol. The record is from RefSeq and is a predicted model, not a curated record. Bases 157 to 999 code for a protein of 280 amino acids. The transcript has 10 exons. Gene Ontology annotation, biological process: virus maturation; endosome to lysosome transport via multivesicular body sorting pathway; viral budding. Lineage: Eukaryota; Metazoa; Chordata; Actinopteri; Gobiiformes; Gobiidae.